Messenger RNA from Capronia coronata CBS 617.96, 2766 nucleotides. RefSeq names its product AGC/AKT protein kinase. The coding region runs from base 1 to 2766 and encodes 921 amino acids. Gene Ontology annotation, biological process: protein phosphorylation. Gene Ontology annotation, molecular function: protein serine/threonine kinase activity; ATP binding. The transcript has 2 exons. NCBI's taxonomy places the organism in Eukaryota, Fungi, Ascomycota, Eurotiomycetes, Chaetothyriales, Herpotrichiellaceae. The record is from RefSeq and is a predicted model, not a curated record.
AUGUAUCGCCCACUUGGGCUGGGCUCGGGUCACACCUCGGACCAGACUCUCUUUGCUGGUAGUGUGUAUCCAUUCAGGUUCUUAGCUAAUUCGCUGAACAGCGCUGCCAAACAUGACAACCGGGAGGAUCUGCCUGAUAACGUCGGUUCCAACUCUCCAACACCAUCGGGCGUGGAGACGCCUCGACCUGACUUCCACGACAAGCGGCUGCCGGGUAUAAAUCACAGCUAUUUUGGCCAGGUGGGUAGAGAUCCUUCUCAAGGCACAGCGUCGCGGUCAUCUCCACCUGCUACGGCUUCUGAAUCAAAUGAUCAACCUGCUGCCCCGUCGGCUGUACGGAGCGAGAAAGAGAAUGAAGACCGCCGGACAUCGUCUGCUUCAAUAGGCUCAAUGGUGAUGGUAGAGCGGGAUCACGGAUCCGUUCCUACACCGCCUUCCGAUGAGCCUCAUUUGGAGCCUACAAAGCCCGUCGCAGAGACUGAUGGUUCUCGAUUACCGCCCACCCCAAUCUCGUCCGCUGCUUCCGUGGUCCACCGAGAUGGCGAGGCCGCAGAGAAUGGCGGGUCUCUGGUGGAAGGCGGGAUAGCUUCCAUCACACAGGCUUUGCGGAAUUUUGUUCUUCCAAAGUCUGCCUUUGGCAUGAAAGACCGCCGCCACCAGUCCCUCCCUGUUUCUAGCGUUACCAAAAGCAAUGUCUCUGCGGCACACAUCUCAAACCCUACCUCGUCCACACAUUCUUCGCGGCCACAGACCCCCAGAUCUUCAUCUCCAAGUCCUGCUAAACCACCACCGUCUCAAUCUUUGCAAGAGUCAACUGAGCUAACUUCAGGCGUGGCCCCCGCGCCGCGUGAUAAGAGCACCCCCCCUCAGACUCCUCGAGCCUUGUCGCCUCGAGCCUCGGUCCAAGAAGACCGCCAGGUCGAAGCCCGGUCACCGCCUCCCAGCACCAGCACCGCCACCACUAGCGGGGACAGAGCUGCAGAGGUUGAGAAGGAGGAUCAGGACUUGUCCAAAACUGAUAUCCCCAAUAGCACACCACGGGGAAAAUUAAUCAUCAAAAUUGCCGAGGGGCGCAACUUAAAGCCAUCAUUCGAUCCAUAUGUGGUAUGCCAAUUCGAGUGGAACGAAUAUGUCUCCAAGGGCCCUAGGCACGACACGAUGGAUGUCGAUGAUGAUGAACGCAAAGGCCCGGUGGCGGCGCUGCAGUCUAUUCCCAUCCGCAGGACCGACAGUGACAUGGGAAAACCGAUGGCCAUUCCCAUGCGAAGUCGCCAGAGCAGCACAAAUGGUGGUGGUGAGGACCGCCCCCUCACGAAAGUCACGGAUCCUCAGUGGGACCAUGAGGCCACUUUUGACGUGGUUAGUAACCAGUCCGAGCUGGACGUGACCGUCUACGAUCGCCAAACCGAAGAGUUCCUUGGUCAUGUCCGGCUAUGUUUGCAUUUAACUGAGCAGCACCCUACUCUAGAAGGUUUCUUCCGAUUGGGGCCGCGUACUGCAGAGGACCAGGAUAUCACAGGGGAGAUCCACAUCAGAAUGCAAUUCUCCAAGGUUGAGAAGAGACAUUUUGGACCCAACGACUUCCAGAUCCUCAAAUUGAUUGGCAAGGGAACAUUCGGCCAGGUUUACCAAGUCCGUAAGAAGGACACACAACGCAUUUAUGCGAUGAAAGUUCUAUCAAAGAAGGUGAUUAUUCAGAAAAAGGAAAUUCAACACACCAUAGGAGAGCGAAACAUCUUGGUUCGGACAGCCACCACCGAAUCGCCUUUCAUCGUGGGGCUCAAGUUCUCGUUCCAGACACCCACCGAUCUCUAUCUGGUGACAGAUUUCAUGUCCGGCGGCGAACUAUUUUGGCAUCUUCAAAAGGAAGGCCGUUUCAAGGAGGAUCGAGCCAAGUUUUAUAUUGCCGAGCUCAUUUUAGCCCUUAAACACCUCCACGACCACAAUAUCGUUUACCGAGACCUCAAACCGGAAAACAUUCUUUUGGACGCCAACGGCCACAUUGCAUUGUGUGAUUUUGGGUUGUCCAAAGCCAACUUGACACAGGAUGACACUACCAAUACCUUCUGCGGGACCACCGAAUAUCUAGCCCCUGAAGUACUACUCGACGAACAAGGCUACACGAAAAUGGUUGACUUCUGGUCUCUUGGUGUUUUAGUCUUUGAGAUGUGCUGUGGCUGGAGUCCAUUCUAUGCGGAGGACACGCAGCAGAUGUACAAAAACAUUGCGUUCGGCAAGGUUCGGUUCCCCCGGGAUGCUCUGAGCACGGAAGGACGUAAUUUUGUCAAGGGCCUACUCAACCGCAACCCCAAACAUCGACUGGGUGCACAUGGGGAUGCGGAAGAAUUGAUGCGUCAUCCUUUCUUUGCCGAUGUCGACUGGGAUGCUCUCGGGAAGAAGAAUCUUGUCCCACCGUUCAAGCCAAAAUUGUCGUCGGUCGCCGAUACAUCCAACUUCGACCCGGAAUUUACCAAUGCUCUGAACACGUCUUCUUCACUAAACGCACGAGCUGCAGCUCUGGCCGCGGGUGCCGCUCCUGCGUCCACCCCAUUGUCACCCACCAUGCAGAAUGCCUUCCGGGGGUUCACGUUCGUUGAUGAGAGCGCCAUGGAGGAAAGGUUCGGCGGAGCCAACGAAGGCGAGGAUGACAGAAUGGAUGAGAGAGACGGCAGGGAAGAGAACUCCCUGUCACGAUCCAGGACGCAGGAACACCGAAUGAGUGGUGUCCAACGUACCGGAGAAGAUGGAUUCUUCUUCGAAGAAUGA